AUGAAACUCACUAACAUCUUCCUCACCUUGGCGGCCGCCGUCUCCAUGGUCACAGCCUACCCCAUCACUGGCGAAGGUGUCAACUGCCGUUCUGGCCCCGGCACCAGUUACAAAGUGAUCAAGUCCUACAAGAAGGGUACCGACGUCAAAAUCUCGUGCCAGAUCAAGGGCGAGAGCAUCAAUGGCAACAACCUUUGGGACAAGACGCAGGACGGUUGCUAUGUCUCGGACUACUAUGUCAAGACGGGCUCCAACAGCAUGGUCACCAAGCAGUGCUCUUCUUCAGGCAGCGGCGGUAGCGGUUCCAGCGGGAAGUCUUCGUACCAGGGGAAGAUUACUCGCGAUGAAAUCAUCGAGCGCGGCAUGUACUGGAUCAAUAAGAAGGUGCCUUACUCGCAGAGCGCCUACUAUCCGGAUCCUCAGGGAAGGAAGUAUCGCACAGAUUGCUCUGGCUUUGUCUCCAUGGCCCUGCACGCCUGGGCCCCUGGCUAUAGCACCGUAACCAUGACCAAGAUCGCAAAGGAAAUUAAAUGGAGCGAGCUCAAGAAGGGUGACUUCGUCGGCACGCUCGGCAGCGGCACCGGUGGCGACGGCGGCCACGUUGUGCUCUUCCUCUCCUGGGCCGACAGCGCUAAGAAGACCUUCAACACUCUCGAGUGCCGCAAUAAGGCCAGCGGCUGCGUCAAGUACAAGCGCCCGAUCAACUACAAGAUUGGGAGCCGAACUGCUAAGCCUUAUCGUUACAUUAACGUUAAGGACUAG
Molecule: messenger RNA, 762 nt
Organism: Thermochaetoides thermophila DSM 1495
Lineage: Eukaryota; Fungi; Ascomycota; Sordariomycetes; Sordariales; Chaetomiaceae
Exons: 2
Coding region: 1-762 (253 amino acids)
Source: RefSeq, a predicted model, not a curated record